CCUUACACUCCGCCUCCUCUGCCUCGAAAUCCGGAAAGCGAUCGUGAGAAUCGCCCCUUCAAGGAAGGAGGCAUGGCGGGGAUCAAAGCUUUGGUUGGUUUAUCAUUCACUGGAGUCAUUGGUUUGACAUUUCUUAUGUUGGGAUGUGCCUUAGAAACAUAUGGUACCUACUGGCCAUUAUUUGUCUUGAUAUUUUAUGCCAUAUGCCCUAUUCCUCACUUUAUUGCAACAAGAGUAAGCGAUGAUACAGACGCAGCAAGCAGUACUUGCAAGGAACUGUCGUAUUUUUUCACAACUGGAAUUGUGGUCUCUGCUUUUGGACUUCCUAUCAUUCUUGCACGUGUUGAAGUGAUCAAGUGGGGAGCCUGUGGCCUUGUGCUGGCUGGAAAUGCCGUAAUUUUUCUUACAGUUUUAGGCUUUUUUGUUCUGUUCGGCAGAGGAGAUGAUUUUACCUGGGAGCAGUGGUAGAAUUUACUGAGAUAUUAAUCUACAGUACAUAUGUUACACAGGCCUUCCUUGAUCUUUGUUCAUUUACUUAUUAUUAUUGUAGUGUGUAUAUGGAUAUACUACGUAUACAUAUGCACAUUAGUGUGUGAAUAAUUUGAUCAGUAUUAGCUUAAUAUAAAGGACAUGUACCUUAUAUACUAGUACCUUUAUUUCAUGAGAUGCAAGUAAAUUUCCACAGUACUGUGGGUGAGUUUUUGAGAGUGCAAGAAAAACUAUGCAAGUAGGGAUUAUUUUUGUAUUAAUGGGAGGCUUUCUUCUGAGUUUUUGAAUUAGGAAUCCCAUUUGCAAUUUGGCUUUAAAGCAGGUUAAUAAAAGAUAUUAAUUUAUCUUCAAGGUAAACACAUCGUAAUUCUUCAAUAUAAACUGUUUACUAUUCAAAGAAUCAGCAUAUUAAAUCACUCUGGUUUCAUACAGUUUUAAGGAGCAAUUGCCAGAUCAACUGCAUUUAGAGCAAAAAGCCAUCUAGAUAUCCUUUUAUCUUCUGCAUGAUUAAGAAAAUGGGACACAAUCUUGUGUAUGCCUGGAUUGGAUCCAGAUUCUGCCACCAGUGAACAGAAAAAUUAUUUUCCUCCACUAGAAACUUCUUGCCAGCAGAAGAACUCCACUUUUGCAAUAUAAAAAGAUGCAGCAAUCUUGCAAUGUUCUAGAACAGGGGUUCCCAACCUUGGCAACUUUAAGCCUGGUGGACUUCAACUCCCAGAAUUUGCUGGCUGGGGUAUUCUGGGAGUUGAAGUCCUCCAGGCUUAAAGUUGCCAAAUUUGGGGACCCCUGUUCUAGAACAUUGAAGAGGUUUUCAGAACAUUGGGAGAGAAAUGCUUGGGUGGGGUUGGACUAGAUGACCUACAAGGUUCCUUCCAACUCUGAUAAUCUAUUAAAUGUUCCCACGAUCAGAAAACCUCUCGGGGUCAGAAAACCUGUUCCCAAUUUAACAAUAUCACUUUUUGAGAAUCCAUGUAUUUCUUUAAAUAAAAAGCUAGUUUUUAUAAGAAGUUAUUACAUCAUGGAUACCUAUCUGGUAGUAGGUUUCAUUUAAUAUAAUGAAGCAUAUUUCUGAGUAAAGAUGUGCCUUAUAAAUAUUAAAUAAACACUUUGCUUUGGUCUCUGUUGCCCUUUAGGAAGCUACAGUGUAUUUUCCAUCCCCAAAUAAGUAUACAAUUUGUGCAGUAAAAUGAUCUAUAAAUUUAAUACUGAUGUUCAUAAAUCACAUUACUUUUCAGUAGGUAUUAGAGUAUUGCUUUUUUUCACUUUAAAAUAGGAAUACGGUCUUUUGAAGAUGAGGGAAAUCUGUUUUGUUUGUUUCUGGUAUAAACUUAAAUAACUCCUAUGUUCCUGUGGGUAAAUUGUUUGAAACAAAAUUGUUAGGUUCAUAAAGAUUCACAAUAGCUUUAAGUAACAACCUCCAACUUAGUCGUCUUACAACUUAUAUGUAAGCAAAUAUGUACUGUAGUAGUUUUCAUUAGGUUAUAGAAAAGCAAACUUCAAAUUUACCUGUCAGGCUUGGAAGCAGAGGUGGUAUUCAGCAGGUUCUGACCAGUUCUGGAGAACUGGUAGUGGAAAUUUUGAGUAGUUCAGAGAGCCGGUAAAUACCACCUCUGACUGGCCCCACCAUCAUUUAUUCUCUAUCUCCUGAGUCCUAGCUGAUUGGGAGGAAAUGGGGAUUUUGCAGUAACUUUCCCCUGGGGUGGGGAGGGAAUGGAGAUUUUACAGUAUCCUUCCCCUGGAGUGGGGUGGGAAUGGAGAUUUUAUAGUAUCCUUCCCCUGCCACACCCACUAAGGCCGCAGAACCAGUGGUAAAAAAUUUUGAACCCCACCACUGGCUGGAAGUCAUCUUUUGCAUUACUGGAGUCUAGGGAGAAAAUGUUUAAAUAAUUCCCAGGAACUUUUCUAUGUUGAAAAGGAAUUUUUUAAAAACUACAAUAACCAAUGCAGUUUUGAGUAGUCUCUUUCCUUUUGGGGAACAUUGACCAUAAAGAAAUUUAUGUAGUUUAAAUACUCACAUCUUAACCAUCCCAGAAAAGAGAGCUCUCCUCCUCCUUACUCAUUUCAUCUCGUUCUCCUGGAAAAAGUCCAAAAAUAAAAAGCCCUCUGUUAUAUUAUUUUGUUUCCUUGAUGUCCCCCCCCCCACAAAAAAAAAUUUCCUGGCCAUUGGAUGCCUUUCUGUACAGCCACUACAUCCAGCUUAAUGGAAGGAACGUGCAACCCUUUACAUAUAUGUAUGAAACUGCUUAACUUUCAGGGUCUGAUUUUGAAAAAAAAAAGUUUUGCAUUUUCAGACUUGGUGCAUAUAAAAACUUUAUAAUGAUUUUAUAACCUGUAUCAUAUGAAAUACUGAAAUUGUGCAAUAUGUUUGUGACCUGAAACACAUAUCUUUGGUCUUCAAUAAAAUAAGAUUUUAACAUU
Molecule: messenger RNA, 2907 nt
Organism: Ahaetulla prasina
Lineage: Eukaryota; Metazoa; Chordata; Lepidosauria; Squamata; Colubridae
Gene: LEPROT
Product: leptin receptor overlapping transcript
Exons: 4
Coding region: 73-468 (131 amino acids)
Biological process (GO): negative regulation of growth hormone receptor signaling pathway; late endosome to vacuole transport via multivesicular body sorting pathway
Cellular component (GO): endosome
Source: RefSeq, a predicted model, not a curated record